GGACAUCUUAUUCCCUUAGCCAGGGCUGCCAGGGUGAUUUUUCCUAUUUCGGCUAGUUAGGUAGAAGCUUAAUGAUAAUAGUUGAACGCAGAGACACUGUAGCAGUGUACAAUUAUAUUACCUUUCGAACUUUUCUGUUGGCUUAGGACGACCAUGUGAUGCAGUUUGCUUGGUUGUUGUGGCUGCUGGGUCAAUGAAGCAAAAUUCAUGAAUGGCAGGCAUUUGCCUGACAGUUUAAACUAAGGAAAUUACUAAUACGGAAGUGAAAACGGUUUUAACAGUAUAAUAUCAUUUUACCUUCUUUUCAAAGCAAGGACAUUAGCGUGGUUACAGAAGACCAAAGACACAUAUGCCAUAUUUUAUGAAACGAGAAAGUUAUCUCUUUAGCUAAAUCUAGCUAGAGCUAACUGUAGUGUUUAGUAAGGAUUUAAGUGCUGUAGGACACAGAGGGAAGGACACACACUUUGCUUUUCCUCUGGGACAGCUGGGCUUCAAAUGAACUCCACAGACGAUACUGAGCCAGAAGAAACCAGCAAACCCUCAGGAAGUGCCCUGACCCUUGCUUUGACUGUAUGCUCUGCUGCCAUUGGAGGCACCUUCCAGUAUGGCUACAACAUCUCAAUCAUCAACGCUCCUACCAGCUACAUCCAGGGCUUCAUUAAUGAUACCUACAUGGAGCGCUGGGGGAUCGGCUUGGACACCCCUCAGGUGACCCUAGUGUGGACUCUUAUCGUGUCAGCCUUCUCACUGGGCGGUUUGCUAGGAGCCCUGCUAGCAGGGCCUCUGGCAGUCUGCUUUGGUAGGAAGAACUCGCUGCUUCUGAACAAUUCCUUCCUGUUUGCUGGUGCUGUGAUUGUGCUAACGUGCAGGGUGGCGAAAUCAUUUGAGAUGAUCAUCUUUGCUCGCUUUCUGGUGGGGGUGAACUCAGGAGUCAGCAUGAACGUCCAGCCUAUGUACUUUGGGGAAAGCGCCCCCAAACACCUUCGAGGUGCUGUGGCUUUUUCUUCUGCUGUUUUCACUGCAUUUGGGAUCUUCUUGGGUCAGGUUGUGGGACUCACUGGGCUGCUGGGCACAGAGCCUCUUUGGCCCUACUUACUAGCUAGUAACGCUUUGCCGGGGUUGAUCCAGCUCCUUACCUUACCCUGGUUCCCCGAAAGCCCCAGAUACCUUCUCAUUGACCGGGGAGACCAGGAAGCAUGUGUCCGGGCGCUUGGAAGGCUUCGUGGUGGGGAGGCUCCUGUCUUGGAGAUGGAGGAGAUGCUUCAGGAGCAGCAGCAGCAAGAAUCCACAGCCUUAAAAUCUGGAUCUGCAGCUUCUGCCCAGACACCCUGUUCCCUGUUUAAGGAUCCUGACCUACGAUCCCAGCUCAGAACAGUCAUGGCUGCCAGUAGUGCUAUGAUGCUCUGCGGCAAUGACUCCAUCUACUUCUAUGCGUCCUACAUCUUUCUCAAAGCAGGGAUCCCUCCAGAGAAAAUCCAGUACGUCACCAUCGGCACGGGGGCAUCUGAGCUAACUGCUUCUAUACUGAGCAAUCUUCUGAUUGAACGUGUGGGCCGCAGGUACCUUCUCGUGGUAGGGUACAGUCUCAUGUCUUGCUGGUCUGUAGUCUUCACUGUAACUCUCACCCUCCAGAGCCGUGGGGUGGCUGGGAUGCCCUACCUCAGCAUGGCAUGUGUGUUCGCCUACAUCCUCAGCUUCGGUUUGGGCCCAGCAGGGGUGACGGGGAUCUUACCAGCUGAGAUCUUUGACCAGGCGGCUCGGCCGGCAGCGUACAUGGUCGCUGGCUCGCUUAUGUGGAUCAACCUGUUCUUGGUGGGAAUGCUGUUCCCCUUCAUCGUCAGCAGCCUGGGGAACUUCUGCUUCCUUCCGUUCUUGGCCGUGUGUUUGGUGUCCGCUGUGUUUUUGGGGCUCACCUUACCAGAGACUAAGGGUAAGACGCUGGCUGAGAUUACUGCAGAGUUUGAUCGAAUGAAUGGAGUGAAGGAGAGGCCAGACAUGCAGGUGGAUGAGCCCAUUAAGGAGCACUACCCCUGCUCCUUCACUACCCUAACGCAAGAUCCUGACCCUGACCAUAAGAAUGGGGACUGAAAUUUGGCAUCGUCCAGUACAAGUGGAAAUUAAACAGGCACUGCCUUUGUGGCCUCUUUAUGUGCUUUCAGUGUUAGAUAGAUUACUCCAUAGGUGAAUCCAAGGCGUUGUCAUCAGUGCCGAACAGUGAUGAUCUUUUGUCUACAAGAAGGCUCUCUCGUAGCAUAACUGUAAGCUGAUUAUGAAGUUGCCUUUCCGCAUGCUGCAUACAAAUGUCCACUUAAUCUCCAGUGACGGUAGAAUACUGGGAGGACUACUGUGCAACACUUUUAAAUCUGUCCCAUUUCCCUUUCAUUCAGUACACCCUGCUUAAUCAGAAAAAAAAGCAGUGUUUUUGGCAUUACCAUUAUCAGUUGAAGAGAAACAUUCCCAGAUCUUCAGAAAACAAUUCACUUUUAUUAACUCAAUCAGCUGUUUUUGCUUAUCGUUAUUCUAUUUAUUUAUUUUUUAUCAUAAACAUGACCUAAUGCCACAGUUUUGAUUAUUUUGAAUUACUGUACCUUUAUGGAUUUAAGAUAAGACUUUACUGAUCCCAGAGGCAGUCAAGUACAGCAGCGCAAGAAAGAGUCUGAAGAGGUGGUUAACAGAUAAAAAGCGUGUACUCUUCCUGACUGAAGCGUGGUUUAGCCCUUCAGUGUGAGACCUGUGCUAAGUUCACGUGUUAAACCCUAAUGUGUGGUUCCAAUAUCAAGGAAGCAGUCAAGGGGAUCAUUUUCCUCAAAUGUAGCCGCGUAACUCGAAUUCAUAUCCGCUCAAACUCUCUGAAGGUUUGACAAUAAUAGAGGUGUUUGCAGUGGAGUGGGUAAUCAUUUGUAUUGCAUGUAAGGAUUACCCACAAUAAUUCAACACCUCUGCACUGGAUAGAUAACAGUGCUUGUUUAU
Molecule: messenger RNA, 2970 nt
Organism: Siniperca chuatsi (mandarin fish)
Lineage: Eukaryota; Metazoa; Chordata; Actinopteri; Centrarchiformes; Sinipercidae
Product: solute carrier family 2, facilitated glucose transporter member 11-like
Biological process (GO): monosaccharide transmembrane transport
Cellular component (GO): membrane
Molecular function (GO): hexose transmembrane transporter activity
Source: RefSeq, a predicted model, not a curated record